Molecule: messenger RNA, 2847 nt
Organism: Ananas comosus (pineapple)
Lineage: Eukaryota; Viridiplantae; Streptophyta; Magnoliopsida; Poales; Bromeliaceae
Product: U-box domain-containing protein 52-like
Exons: 11
Coding region: 417-2714 (765 amino acids)
Biological process (GO): protein phosphorylation
Molecular function (GO): protein kinase activity; ATP binding
Source: RefSeq, a predicted model, not a curated record
UUAAAGGCCAAGUCAAAAACACGUGUAUGAGUCGUAUGACCACUUCUCCAACACCUCUCUUAACGCCCUUCCAUUGAUUCCAACGGUUUGCAACUCCUCACUCCAUUGCAAAACCCUCACGCAAUUUAAGGGCAACCCCUCAUCUAAAUAUAAUUAUUUUCUUAUUUUUCUUAUAGAGACGGUUAAACGUAAUAGAAGGGAAAUAAAAAAAAAAACCUACUCCUCCCUCUCUCUCUCUCUACCCUUUUGAGGAGUUAGGGGUGGAAUCAACGAAGAAAAAGAGGACCAAUUUUUUAUUUUUUCCUUCUUUUUUUUUGCAUGUGAGAAGAAGAGAACUUAUACAUAUAUAUAUAUAUACACACACACAGUGAUAUCUAUCUAUUGAAGCAGUUUUAAUUUGUUUUAUUGUAUAAUUAAUGGGGAAGUAUCCUGAGGUUAAGGAUGGGGAGGGUGGAACAUGUCCAUUGGUGGCAGUGGCCAUUGACAAAGACAAAGGGAGCCAAAAUGCACUGAAGUGGGCCAUAGACAACCUUGUAACCAAGGGCCAAACCCUAGUCCUUGUGCAUGUCAACACCAAGUGCAACUCUGGGGGCCAGGAGGAUCCUGCUGGAUUCAAGCAGCCGACCGAUCCGCAGAUGAAGGAACUUUUCCUCCCGUUCCGCUGUUUCUGCACGCGUAAAGACAUACAUUGUAAGGAUGUGGUGCUCGACGACCCGGAUGUGGCAAAGGCGAUCGUCGAAUUCGCAGCCCACGCCGCCAUUGAAAAGCUAGUCGUCGGUGCCCCGACAAAAGGAGGAUUUGUUAGAAGAUUCAAGAACACAGAUAUCGCAAGCAGCGUAUCGAAAUCAGCACCGGACUUCUGCACCGUUUAUGUGAUAUCCAAAGGAAAGGUUUCUUCCCUGCGGAACGCCGUCCGCGCGGCCCCAACCGUCUCUCCUCUCCGAGUUCAAAUCCAGAACCAGCCGAGCUUGAAGCCCGAGCCCGUCGUUACCCAGAACAGACUAAGCAUCAAAAGUGAUGCAGCUCCAGAGCAUUUGCUGUUACAUGACAACUCUAUCAAGUCUCCAUUUACGAGGGGAGGGCGGGGCACGACGAGAAAGUCGUACGCCGAUCUCCCGAUGCCAGACUCCACCGACAUAUCGUUCGUUAGCUCUGGAAGGCCGAGUGUCGACCGUUGUCCGUUCCCUCCGAGGUUGUCUAGUGGAUCCGAAGGCUUUGACAGCAGCUUCGAGAUGGUGCGAACGCCACAUAGAUCGAUGGACUCGUACUCGACUAGCAAUGAGUUCUCUCCAUUCUCACAAAGCAGCACCGGGACAUCGUGGUCAUCACAGGCCAUAGAAGAUGUGGAAGCAGAGAUGAAGAGACUGAGGCUGGAGCUCAAGCAAACAAUGGAUAUGUACAGCACAGCAUGCAAAGAAGCACUCACAGCUAAGCAAAAGGCAAUGGAACUCCACCGGUGGAAGGUCGAGGAGGAACAGAAGCUAGAAGAGGCGCGCUUGGCGGAAGAAGCAGCUUUGGCUCUUGUGGAGAGAGAGAAAGCCAAGGCAAAAGCAGCGAUAGAGGCAGCAGAAGCCUCACAGAGGAUCGCAGAGUUGGAAGCUCAGAAGAGGAUCCAUGCAGAGAUGAAGGUGCUGAAGGAGACUGAGGAGAAGAAGAGAGCGCAGGAUGCGCUCUCGCAUACUGAUCUCCGGUACCGAAAAUAUACAAUAGACGAGAUCGAAGUGGCCACUGAAUACUUUGCAGAGGCCCGUAAGAUCGGCGAGGGCGGCUAUGGACCUGUGUAUAAGUGUUAUUUGGAUCACACGCAGGUCGCCAUCAAGGUUUUGCGGCCUGAUGCAGCUCAAGGGAGAUCACAGUUUCAGCAAGAGGUUGAAAUACUCAGCUGCAUUCGGCACCCGAACAUGGUGCUUCUCCUCGGGGCCUGCCCGGAGUACGGCUGCCUCGUCUAUGAGUACAUGGCCAAUGGCAGUCUUGACGACAGGCUGUUCCGCCGAGGCGGCACCCCGCCCCUCUCGUGGCCAGACCGCUUCCGCAUUGCUGCGGAGAUAGCAACGGGCCUCCUCUUCCUGCACCAGACCAAGCCGGAGCCACUCGUUCACCGCGACCUCAAGCCGGGCAAUAUCCUCCUCGACCGCAACCUCGUCAGCAAGAUCAGUGACGUCGGCCUGGCCCGCCUUGUUCCCCCAUCUGUCGCUGACAAUGUCACGCAGUAUCGCAUGACGUCGACGGCCGGCACCUUCUGCUACAUCGACCCGGAGUACCAGCAGACAGGCAUGCUGGGUGUAAAGUCAGAUAUAUAUUCUCUUGGCGUCAUGCUGCUGCAGAUUCUGACGUCGAAGCCGCCGAUGGGGCUGACGCACCACAUCGGUCAUGCCAUCGAGAAGGGCAAGUUCGCGGAGAUUCUAGAUCCCGCGGUGCCUGAUUGGCCUGUUGAAGAAGCACAGCGGCUUGCAGAGAUAGCACUGAGGUGCGCGGAGCUCAGGCGGAAGGACCGGCCGGAUCUCGCGACCGUUGUGCUGCCAGAGCUCAACAGGCUGCGGAUGCUGGCCGAGGAGCACAUGCAGUACUCCUCGCUUCGCGGCAGCAUGCACGGCUCGCCUAUGCAAAGCCAUCAGGAUGUGAUGAGUGACCCACUAUUUGCACAAUCUGGAUAUAGCUCAAGAACCCAAUCAAGUGGAUCUUCGAUUGCCGGACGAAGAUCAAACGCCACAUAACAAAAUGUUGUUCAACAACACCACUUAAGCUUCCUCAACAAGUGCAGUGAGGAAAAAAGAAACUGAUUCAGCUUCGCGGUAAACGGCCACAAUUAGGACAAAGCAUAUUUAUGUUUAAAGAAACAGCUUUUUU